This is a messenger RNA of Homarus americanus (American lobster), 450 nucleotides long. RefSeq names its product neurofilament heavy polypeptide-like. The coding region runs from base 1 to 450 and encodes 149 amino acids. Lineage: Eukaryota; Metazoa; Arthropoda; Malacostraca; Decapoda; Nephropidae. The transcript has 2 exons. The record is from RefSeq and is a predicted model, not a curated record.
AUGACGUCAGAGGUAAACAGCCAGUGUGUUGUGAUCCUAAAACAGGAAGCACACAGCCCUCAGAAGGAAGCACACAGCCCUCAGAAGGAAGCACACAGCCCUCAGAAGGAAGCACACAGCCCUCAGAAGGAACCACACAGCCCUCAGAAGGAAGCACACAGCCCUCAGAAGGAAGCACACAGCCCUCAGAAGGAAACACACAGCCCUCAGAAGGAAGCACACAGCCCUCAGAAGGAAGCACACAGCCCUCAGAAGGAAACACACAGCCCUCAGAAGGAAGCACACAGCCCUCAGAAGGAAGCACACAGCCCUCAGAAGGAAAAUAACAUUUCCUAUAAAGUUGAAGGUCAGGGAGGUCGACUUGAGUCCUCGCUGGGAUAUUACUGCAAGUUAAUAAAAAUAUCAACAACGACAAGCGCUAUCGAGGUGACAGCUUUUGACAACGACUGA